Meloidogyne enterolobii is the source of this 1027-nucleotide messenger RNA. Lineage: Eukaryota; Metazoa; Nematoda; Chromadorea; Rhabditida; Meloidogynidae. The record is from the annotation of a GenBank genome assembly.
UUGGUCACUUUUUCACGCAGCAUGUUUACAAUGUUUUUCCCGUUUAAAUCAAUUAAAAAUAUAUCCCUUCUAAAAAAAGUAUGGAUAAAUUUAUCGAAAGUAGAAAAACUGGAUUUAAAAAUAAAAUUAAAAGAGAAAAUAUAAAAUUAAAAGCAGACCGCAAAAUCUACUACCAAAACUGGAGUAAAUCUGAAAGAGAAACUCUCGUUUUUCUUCUCUUUAAAAAAUAUAUUUUUUCGCCGCGCAGAGUUUGUGUUACAAGUUGCACAACUGUAAAAAUAAAUGUAGCAAAAAAAGCUUCCAGCUUUUAUUUAUUUUUAAUACUAAACAUAUCUUCUUCUUCUUCUUCACACAUCCCCCCAAAAACAUUUAUUCACUCCAAAAAUAUUUUCUACCAAAAAAAACUAAAAAAAUGAAAAAAUAUUUCUACUAUAAUUCUUGCCAAUCUUUAGUUUUAUUAAUUGCUUUUUCAAUAGAAACUCUUCAACAAGAGGCUGCUGUUAUAUCUGAUCAUAUCAAAAAGGCUGCAGAAGUCUAUGAUUUCGCUACACAGAUUAUGAAUUUGGGUGGAAGUAUUAUUGGAGAAAAAGAAUUUCCUACAAAUAAUGGAUACGGCGGAUAUGGAAGAGCACUUAAAAUGAAAGAAAAUAGUCUAAAUCAACGCUUUGGAGCAACACCAAUGGGUCUACCUUAUAGCGAAUAUGGGGGAGGUAAAAAUAAUAACCAAUGUUUUGGUAUAAAUACUCUUUAAAGGCCCAUUAGGUGCAGCACGUUCAAGGUUUUUAAUAUUAAAAAUAAAAAUUAGAAUCACCCCAAAAAUAAAUAUAAAAUCUUAAAAAUAUUCAAAAAAACUUAAUAGAUCUCAACCAAAAUCAUUAGUUGAAUCAAUGAUGGAAACUUUUCUUGGUUCGAAAAUGAAAAAAUUAAAAAAGAAUUUCUCUCUUUAUAUUUUAAAGGCUCUUCAACUUCUCAAGAUAGAAGCUCCCCAUACGACCCCUAUGAUCUUGGUUAUGGUUCUAGUUUGUAU